Molecule: messenger RNA, 2570 nt
Organism: Thalassophryne amazonica
Lineage: Eukaryota; Metazoa; Chordata; Actinopteri; Batrachoidiformes; Batrachoididae
Gene: flad1
Product: flavin adenine dinucleotide synthetase 1
Exons: 13
Coding region: 759-2372 (537 amino acids)
Biological process (GO): FAD biosynthetic process
Molecular function (GO): FMN adenylyltransferase activity
Source: RefSeq, a predicted model, not a curated record
UAGCGUCUCGGUAUCUGUAAGUGGAUUAAUUUUUGGAUAGUGUCACGACUUGCUUAAAAAAAACAGUGUUUUACAUCGGGUUUAGCGAUUCUUGUACGACAGGAUGAGGUUUGUUUUGUUUUUAAUGUUCUGUUUGACUUGGAUGUUUUGGUCUUUGGUUCCCGUUCUAUGGUGGGUAAAACACGCCUCCUCAUCGGUCUUAUGACGCUCCAGAAAACCUGUUCUUUUUUGUAAUUGGACAGUAACCGUCCGUGUUUUUUGAGUGACGUCUUGUCAGAAGACAGUGUGUUCACCGGCAGUCCCUACAUUUAAGUGUCUCAGCAGCCUGCUCGUUCAGAUCAGUGUUAUUAUUCCAGCUCGGAGGACGGUUCAUAUGGAUAAAAAUAAGGCUCGUUGUCUACCUUCCUGAGAAUCAAUGGAUGCCCUGAUUGCAGCACCUGAGUAGGUGAGCGGGUUUGCAGUUGUACUGAAUCAAAAUGAAGAUUCAGACUUUCAGUCACCACCUGGACUUGGCCCCAGAUGCACCCCUGAUCCAUCUGUCAAUCUCACCCUCCAUCUUAACCACAUUUGUAAACAAGACCCCAAGAAACUUGAACUCCUCCAUUUGUGGGAAAUAACUCUCUCCUGACUCAGAGGGGACAAUCCACUCUUUUCAGACAGAGAACCAUGGUCUCAGAUUUGGAGUUCUCCUUCAUGGUCCUUGCAAGAUACUCCCAGGUAGGAGACAUGCUACGAAGGAAGGGGCCUGAGCCAUACUGAUGCGUUGGGAUGGACCAUAUGGAUUUUUCAUGUUGACCCUGGCUUUUCCAAAGUUGAGUAGAGCUGUGGUGCGUGUGGGGAGACUGGCACUUCAUCUUAGCAAAGAAACCAUGACCACGAGUCACCAGUGCUCAAGUCCCUCCUCUGCUGCUAAAGUGGAAACUCCCACUGCUGCCAUUCUCAUCAUUGGAGACGAGAUCCUCAAGGGCCACACAGUGGACACCAACAGUGCCUUUCUGGCCCGAUCCCUGAGGAAACUUGGUGUGUCUGUGCAGCGAAUAACAGUAAUACCAGAUGUACAGGAGGUGAUUGCUAGAGAGGUCACCCUGCUUUCAUCUCAGUAUAUACAUGUUAUAACCUCAGGGGGCAUAGGACCCACUCAUGAUGAUGUCACCUUUGAAAGCAUUGCCAUGGCAUUCCAAGAAGAUUUAUACAUCCAUCCAGAGCUUGCACGUCUGGUUGAGAAGUUUUUCGGGGUAGUAGAUAAAGACAGUGCUGCUAUGAAGCUGGCCACAGUGCCUUCUUCUGCGAAACUCAACUACAUGACUGACCCUCAGACUGGACAGCCUGUCCAUUACCCACUGGUUAGUGUACACAACGUAUAUGUUUUUCCUGGGAUCCCGGCUCUGCUGGAGAAAGCUUUUAAUGGGCUGGAGCACCUCUUUGCUGGUUCAGGGACAACUUUUCACAUGCAUGAGGUGUAUGUGAAUAGAGAUGAAGCAACAAUUGCCCCUGUGCUGGCAAAACUCCAGGCUGGUUGGGGUCGGAAGGUGGCACUGGGCUCAUAUCCUGACUGGUUGAGUAACUAUCACAGAGUCAAGCUGGUCCUGGACUCAGACAGCCAGGAAGCAGUGGAUAAAGCCCGGGCAGAGCUGCUGGACGAGUUGCCCAAGGGUAGCGUAGUACCCUUAGUCACUGACCCAGUGUCCAUUGCCACUGCUGAGGUCUACACAAUGGCGAACAGCGGCACACCGUUGGGUGACAAAGUUCUGUCUGCUCUGAAGACGAUAGAGGCUGCACUGGAUCAGUAUUCAACAGAUGAAGUCUGUAUUGGCUUCAACGGUGGAAAAGACUGCACAGCACUGCUGCAUCUUUAUUAUGCAGCACUGAAGCGGCGGUAUCCAGAAAGCAAAGACAAGGUUAAAGCUCUCUACAUCCGUAUUGUGUCUCCCUUUCCAGAAAUGGAGAGAUUCAUUCAGGACACAAUAAAAAAAUAUGACUUGGAGCUGUUCUCUGUGGAGGGCAGCAUUCGGCAGGCUCUGUUUGAGGUGCAGGAGAGGAGGCCAGAGCUGAGGGCCGUACUGAUGGGGACCAGAAAGAGUGACCCCUACUCUCUCACACUCACAUCCAUGUGUCCCACUGAUCAUGGGUGGCCCAAAUACAUGAGAGUCAACCCAUUACUAGACUGGAACUAUCAUGACAUUUGGUCGUUUUUGAGGACUUUAUACGUGCCCUACUGCAUUCUCUAUGAUAAAGGGUACACAUCACUGGGCAGUAUGGACAACACUUGUCGAAACACUGCCCUCCAGGAGGUGGAUGGGAAGGGGGUGACACGCUACAAGCCGGCCUACCUACUAGAGAAUGAAGAAGAAGAGCGCAACUUUCGUGCCUGAUGUUGUCAUUAAUCACCCUCACUUAACGACUGAACACAUAGAGACAGCGUUUUAUCCACAACAGAAAAGGGAGAAUGACGUGAACACUGGGUAGAUUUAACAUGUCUGAGUGCAGAAUGAGUGAGUGGGUUUGCCUCUUGUGUAUGUACACAUGGCAGUCUGGUGUUGAAUAAAACAUCAAUCUGUGUCAUCUUUUUC